UGUUCACAGCAUAUUUUAAAUCCAUUUUGCAUGUAGGCGGUAUUUGACUGGCUAAGCAUGGCCUCCGCAAGAUAUGGAAGUCUGCUAUGUCGUGCAUCAAAUUGUGUAAAUAAUUGCAUUCUCAAGGACACUUUGUCAGUUCCAAGAAUCCUCGUCAACCACCAACAAACAAGGGGACGAAAACGUACAUCCACCCCACCAUCUUGGUUUGUACGUGUGAAACCAACACAAAACAACCAAGAUCUGACCCGGGAAAAUAGGGAUUUCCUUAAAGAAUUGGCCGUAGAUGUUUUCAAAACAAGCAGCAGUCCACUCCGAGAUGAACCCUGGCCACGGGAAGAGUAUACAAAAAGAACUUUCCGGACAGGUGUCCUGGCGUUGAAGAUAGGUGUUGUUCCCCAGUGGACGACAGGUGGGCAGAAGAUAUUCACCACCAUGUUACAGGUGCUAGACAACCACGUGAUCCGCUACACUCCCCCGGAGAAACACCAGGUGUCUGCUGGAUGGAGGCCAUGGUGGAAGAACAAGUAUGGUGUCGUUGUGGUUGGCGCUCUGAGUUGCGAUCCUAGUGAGUUCUCCAAGGACUACAACAACCUGUUUGCAGAAGCAGGCGUCCCACCAAAACGCAGACUCACCAGAUUCCUUGUUACAGAAAAUGCAAAAGUCCAGCCAGGUACACCCUUGAAUGUUAUGCACUUCCGAGUUGGGGACUACGUCGACUGCCAGGCCAAAACGGUUGAUCAUGGCUUUCAGGGGGUGGUGAAGAGAUGGGGCUUCAAGGGACAGAGUCAGUCACAUGGAGUCACGAAGGCUCACAGAAGGAUGGGAUCUAUAGGAGGUGGUGGGGACAAGGGGGGUAUCUGGAAGGGCAAGAAGAUGCCUGGCCACAUGGGGAAUGAAUGGAAGGUCCUCAAGGGCCUCAGGAUCUGGCGUAUCAACACAAAGUACAACAUCCUGUACGUCCAGAGCUCCUGCAUCCCGGGGGAGAACCACACGUACGUCAGGGUCAUGGACACUGUGCUGCCUCUCCGCAAGCCCAGCCCAGACGCCCCACCCCCCAUGCCCACGUGGUUCCCCGACGACUCCGACCAACAAGUCCCAGAGGAGUAUUUCCACGACAAACUUUUCAACUUCAAAUCCCCCCUCGAUACAGUAUGAACCAGAGGAGGAGGUGGUCAAGAAACGAUAGACUAUUCAAUGUGUGUGUGGAUGUGUUUAAAAGAUUGAAGAAAUGUGUACAUGCAGAUGUUUACAAACAUAAAGACUGUUGGACUGAUCGUAUCAUUUGUGCAUUUAACCCUGGGCAGUUUCAUUCUACUUGACAAGGAUUGAAUGUGUCACAACUUGAAGGAAUGAAAUUUGUUCCGCCAACCUCAGAGAUAAUACAGUCAACUGAUAGAACAUAGUGCCAUUCUGAAGACAGUCCUUCUGUUUUAGAACUCGUUAGUGCCAUGUUAUUGUCAACUCAUGAUUGAUUGGGAUCUUGUAAAGGAUAAAAGGAAUUUCAAUAGGG
Haliotis rubra (blacklip abalone) is the source of this 1513-nucleotide messenger RNA. RefSeq names its product 39S ribosomal protein L3, mitochondrial-like. The coding region runs from base 58 to 1158 and encodes 366 amino acids. Gene Ontology annotation, biological process: translation. The record is from RefSeq and is a predicted model, not a curated record. NCBI's taxonomy places the organism in Eukaryota, Metazoa, Mollusca, Gastropoda, Lepetellida, Haliotidae. Gene Ontology annotation, cellular component: mitochondrial large ribosomal subunit; ribosome. The transcript is spliced from 9 exons. Gene Ontology annotation, molecular function: structural constituent of ribosome.